Molecule: messenger RNA, 1316 nt
Organism: Oncorhynchus kisutch (coho salmon)
Lineage: Eukaryota; Metazoa; Chordata; Actinopteri; Salmoniformes; Salmonidae
Product: eukaryotic translation initiation factor 4E type 2-like
Exons: 8
Coding region: 187-858 (223 amino acids)
Biological process (GO): translational initiation
Cellular component (GO): cytoplasm; eukaryotic translation initiation factor 4F complex
Molecular function (GO): translation initiation factor activity; RNA 7-methylguanosine cap binding
Source: RefSeq, a predicted model, not a curated record
CUUCCGUUCACAAGCGGAACCGCGGCUGUGUGGAACUUCAGUUGCACCGCGACCAGCUAUCUUGCGUGUUGUUUGAAGCGAGUGAACGUAACCAGCGGGUUAAUAAACGAUUAACGUUUAAACCCAUCAACUCUCCUUGUUGUCGUGAGGUUCGCUUCUCUGUGAAGAAGACUGCUCGAAGCUGAGAUGAAUCAAUUUGAACAUCUGAAAGAUGACGACCCAGAGGAUCAGGAUGAGACGGUCUGUAACCGGGAGGAAGACUGCUCCAUCAACAACAAUCGACGCAAGACAGUGAGUCCUGCAGUAGGGGAACAUCCUCUCCAGUAUAACUAUACCUUGUGGUAUUCUCGGAGGACUCCGUCCCGGCCCGCCAACACACAGAGUUAUGAACAGAACAUCAGACAGAUCGGCACGGUCGCAUCGGUGGAGCAGUUCUGGAAGUUCUACAGUCACCUGGUGCGACCGGGAGAUCUGACUGGCCACUCUGACUUCCACCUGUUUAAAGAGGGAAUCAAACCCAUGUGGGAGGAUGAAGCUAAUAAGAACGGAGGGAAGUGGAUCAUCAGGCUGCGGAAAGGUCUGGCCAGCAGGUUCUGGGAGAACAUUAUUCUGGCCAUGUUGGGAGAACAGUUCAUGGUGGGAGAGGAGAUCUGUGGGGUGGUGGUCUCUAUUCGCUUCCAGGAAGACAUCUUGUCUAUAUGGAAUAAGACGGCCAGCGAUCAGGUGACGACAUCUAGAAUCCGAGACACUCUUCGACGCGUUCUGAACCUCCCUCCCAACACCAUCAUGGAGUACAAGACACACAACGACAGCCUCAAGGAUAAUUCCAGCUUCCGCAACACAAAGAUCACCCUGUGAAGAGAUGGAGGAUGGAGAGAAAGCAAGAGGAGGAGGGAGAAGGAAGAGUGGAGGGAGGGAGAGACUGGAGUGGAGGGAGGGAGGGAGAGACUGGAGUGGAGGGAGGGAGGGAGGGAGAGACUGGAGUGGAGGGAGGGAGGGAGGGAGAGAGAGACUGGAGUGGAGGGAGGGAGGGAGAGAGAGACUGGAGUGGAGGGAGGGAGGGAGAGAGAGACUGGAGUGGAGGGAGGGAGGGAGAGACUGGAGUGGAGGGAGGGAAGGAGAGACUGGAGUGGAGGGAGAGAACGUUUUCUCCCUCCCUCCUCUCCCAUCUCUGCCUCUCUCACUCAGAGAUGUUUCACUGUGGAGAUGGAGUAGUGUGUUUUUGCAGCUUGUCCCUGAGUUACAACAGGCCAGUGUGGGACCGACUGUGUGUUCUUCCAUGACAAUACAGAAAUAAAAGUGUCUUUGGUAUCCUG